This is a messenger RNA of Letharia columbiana, 1509 nucleotides long. RefSeq lists its product as uncharacterized. The coding region runs from base 1 to 1509 and encodes 502 amino acids. Lineage: Eukaryota; Fungi; Ascomycota; Lecanoromycetes; Lecanorales; Parmeliaceae. The transcript has 6 exons. The record is from RefSeq and is a predicted model, not a curated record.
AUGCCAGAACACAUAGGAGGCCUGCCUCCCCGUCUCUUUCUACCAUUUGAAAUAUGGGACUUAAUCUUACGAAUGAUCAGGGACAACUUCCGCAACUGCAAAAGUCAGGAUGACCUUACCCAUCUAUGGACGUGCGUGAGGUCUGUCUGCAAGCAACUCAAGGCUGAGGUCGAAGACGUCUUCAAAUCACAGCAUCUACCAAGCAAUACGUUACAUUUCAUCAGCGAUACGUACUAUGCUGAAUACGACACCUUCUCUCACUCUAGAGCUGGUAUCUGGGCCACCUGGGAUCGCGCUCCUCUCGACCGUGUCGAACAGUAUGAUUUCAAAGCUCAGCUCCGCUUCGCAGGGCUAUUAGAGCUGGACCCCGGAAGGGCUGUAUUCAAGAUCCAACAUAGGCCGAACGAUCCGAACGACCCGGAGAAUUUGUAUGAGGGCGUUAUUUUCAGACACAUGAGAGAGAGAGAGGGGGGUCUUGGGCCAAUGGGAGAGGCAGACAAGUACAAACCUUCCGAAAGGCGACGACUCUUCGGCCAGUCAGAUGGUUGGGGCCCGCCGAGUUACCCUAUCCAAAUCUUCGAACCUGAAACGACCGAAGGGAUGUUUGUGAUUCAAGUGCGAGCGGGACUCAACGACUGCGCGGUACCCGGCCUGACAAUCGACCAAGAGCAACACGAGAUCUCUCUUGACUGGAUUGGGCUGUUCUCACGCUUUUUCGGUGAGCGAAGAGCGGUGAAUCUGCACAAAGGUAUUGACGGAGGACUUGUGACUACAUGCAGCUCUGCGAACUCUCCCACGAAAGCAAAAAGUCAUUUCAACUGGUUGACCGACUCCGGGACCCUGUCCGCACAUGGAGAAAAGAACAUGGGCCGGUUCGUUGGAAGUGAAAGGGUGUCUGCUGGAAGCCUUCGGCUCAAACGUAAUUGCGAUCGGGAAGUCAAUCUCGACGAUGAAGGCGAGGUAGACAAUACAAUAGCUGAUGAAGAAGCCCUACGAAUGAAAAAAUCAAGAAUGGGUGAGAGCCAGACCACUCUUGAGCCAAUGCCAAUUACACAACGACAGCAAGCCAUUCGACAGAAGCAGCACCCAGAUUACUCGCCAAUAGCUGAGCAAUCGUUAUUCAGCGUCGCUGGUAGGACCGCGUUCAGUCCCAGGUCCGUAGCGUCAAGUAGGACAGAAGAGCCCCUCUACACUCCUGGUAAUACCUCUUACACGGAUCCCAGCCUGUCACAGCAACUCCCACCUGAAACCACAGCCGAGGACUGUGACGAAACGAGCACGAAGACAUUAAAGAAGGACAGAAUGAGACAGGCUAUGGAAAUUCGCGGACAUGGAAAGCUUAUCGCGGCAUUGAAUCGUCGGAACGAGAAUGGUCGAUCGGCAAAGAAUAGUCAAGUCGGUUCCUUUCAAGGAGAUGUCGAGGAUUACAAGACUAGGAGCAUUGAUCAGAGACUUAACAGACAGGAAAAAAGUUUAGACCCACGGGUGGAUGAUGUGACUGAUGAUUGA